AUGGGUGUUGAAAUCAAAGAAAGCAGAAUCAGCCCCGGAAUUCUGCUAACCAUCAUAGUAAUCGCAGUCAUCUUCUUCAUCUCCGGAUUGCUCCACCUCCUCGUGAGAUUCUUGCUGCGGAGAAACUCCGGCGAAUCCGAGAGCUUUACCGCGGUUGAAGGCCAGCUCCAGCAGCUCUUCCACCUCCACGACUCCGGCCUCGAUCAAUCCUUCAUCGACACUCUCCCCGUUUUCAAUUACAACGCGAUCAUCGGCGUGAGGGAUCCGUUUGACUGCGCCGUCUGCUUGUCGGAAUUCGAGGCUGAAGACACGCUGAGGCUGCUCCCGAAAUGCAGCCACGCUUUUCACGUGGACUGUAUUGGCACGUGGCUGCUGUCUCACUCGACCUGCCCUAUUUGCAGGGCGAGUUUGGAACAGGAAUUUGGCAUCUGCUGCUCUCCUGUGGUUAGGGUUCUUGAAUCGGAGAAUGUUGGUUUCUGGGGUACAAGAUAG
Salvia splendens (bonfire salvia) is the source of this 492-nucleotide messenger RNA. RefSeq names its product RING-H2 finger protein ATL13-like. The transcript has a single exon. The record is from RefSeq and is a predicted model, not a curated record. The coding region runs from base 1 to 492 and encodes 163 amino acids. NCBI's taxonomy places the organism in Eukaryota, Viridiplantae, Streptophyta, Magnoliopsida, Lamiales, Lamiaceae.